Molecule: messenger RNA, 655 nt
Organism: Suncus etruscus (white-toothed pygmy shrew)
Lineage: Eukaryota; Metazoa; Chordata; Mammalia; Eulipotyphla; Soricidae
Gene: TMSB4X
Product: thymosin beta 4 X-linked
Exons: 3
Coding region: 138-272 (44 amino acids)
Biological process (GO): actin filament organization; regulation of cell migration
Cellular component (GO): cytoplasm
Molecular function (GO): actin monomer binding
Source: RefSeq, a predicted model, not a curated record
GAGGCCGGUGACGUCACCUCAUUUGCAUUCCCGGCACCCAUAUAAACCGGCGCCGCGCCCCGCCCGACAUUUCGCUGGUGGUCGCCGUCCGUUUUCGUCUCUCCUAGCUCGCGUGCCUCGUUGCUUCCUCCGCAACCAUGUCUGACAAGCCCGAUAUGGCCGAGAUUGAGAAAUUCGAUAAGUCGAAGUUGAAGAAGACAGAAACGCAAGAGAAAAACCCCCUGCCUUCUAAAGAAACCAUUGAACAGGAGAAGCAAGCAGGCGAGUCGUAAGAGAGCGAGGCUGCCCUUCCAUGCUGUACAUUCCACAAGCAUUGCCUUCUUUAUGUUACUUCUUUUAGCUGUUUAACUCGGUUAGAUGCGAAGUUGAAUAAAGUUUAAAGUUAAAUGACUGUGCUGCCCCCCCUUUCACAUUUUAAGAUUUGGGAACUACUGACAACUACUGAGGCGCCUUGCCUCCCCCAUCGGUCUUGGGUUGGAAGGGAAAAAAACUUGGGUGUUUAUGUUGGGGGAAGGAAGAAGCCAGGUGGGACCAGAGAUGGAGUUAACACCGGGUGUGGGUUCAAAGUGUCCUGCUGGCUGUAAAAAACAGUUAAAUUGAGUGCCAUUUUUUGUUGAAUGGUUUAAUUAUAUUGGAAUGCACAAUUUUUUAAUAU